Impatiens glandulifera is the source of this 2952-nucleotide messenger RNA. Its product is annotated as heat shock 70 kDa protein 14-like. Gene Ontology annotation, cellular component: nucleus; cytosol. Gene Ontology annotation, molecular function: ATP-dependent protein folding chaperone; ATP binding. The record is from RefSeq and is a predicted model, not a curated record. The coding region runs from base 210 to 2699 and encodes 829 amino acids. Lineage: Eukaryota; Viridiplantae; Streptophyta; Magnoliopsida; Ericales; Balsaminaceae. The transcript is spliced from 10 exons. Gene Ontology annotation, biological process: protein folding.
GCAUCCAUUCUAGAUCCCUUCUUCCUGCUGUACUUUCCAGCUUUGGACCUGAAUUCUUCUACUGAGGAGAUCCCCAAGUUAAGCUUACAACCCUUUCUCGUUUCUGCGUUCUUCAGAAUUCGACUUUGUUUUCAUCUGCCGGAGCACUCGAUCCUCCAAGGCGAGUGGGGUAGUGUGCAAUCGAUAUCCAUUAAACCUAAUUGGCCAGGAUGAGUGUGGUUGGUUUUGACUUUGGGAAUGAGAGCGGUGUUGUUGGUGUAGCAAGGCAAAGAGGAAUUGAUGUGGUGCUCAAUGACGAGUCCAAUCGGGAGACUCCGGCAAUUGUUUGUUUUGGUGAAAAACAGAGAUUCCUUGGGACUGCUGGGGCUGCAGUUAGCAUGACGAAUCCUAAAAAUACGAUUUCUCAGAUUAAGCGACUCAUUGGACGCAAAUUUUCAGAUCCUGAGCUUCAAAGGGAUUUGAAGGCCUUGCCGUUUGCUGUAACUGAAGGGCCUGAUGGAUAUCCGUUGAUUCAAGUGAGGUAUUUAGGUGAAUCUAGAACAUUUACACCAACACAAAUACUGGGAAUGGUACUUACAGAUCUGAAGAGAAUAGCUCAGAAGAAUUUGAAUACUGCAGUGGUUGAUUGCUGCAUUGGGAUCCCAGUUUACUUCACUGACCUUCAAAGGAGGGCUGUUGUUGAUGCGGCUACAAUCGCAGGUCUCCAUCCUCUUCGAUUAAUUCACGAAACAACUGCAACAGCCUUGGCUUAUGGAAUUUAUAAGACAGAUCUACCUGAGAAUGACCAACUGAAUGUUGCAUUUGUUGACAUUGGGCAUGCCAGUAUGCAAGUUUGUAUUGCUGGUUUCAAGAAAGGACAGCUCAAGAUAUUAGCUCACUCAUUCGACAGGUCUUUGGGUGGCAGAGAUUUUGAUGAAGUACUCUUCCAGCAUUUUGCUGCCAAGUUUAAAGAAGAAUACAAGAUUGAUGUUUUCCAAAAUGCUCGAGCUUGCAUCCGUCUUAGGACUGCUUGUGAGAAGCUGAAGAAAAUACUCAGUGCAAACCCGCAGGCACCUCUGAACAUUGAGUGCUUGAUGGAUGAGAAAGAUGUUAAAGGUUUCAUUAAGAGGGAGGAGUUUGAGCAGAUAAGCAGUUCAAUUUUGGAUCGUGUCAAGGAGCCACUGGAGAAGGCCCUAUCAGAAGCUGGCCUGACCAUUGAGAAUAUUUAUGCAGCUGAGGUGGUUGGUUCAGGUUCUCGUGUACCUUCCAUAAUGAAGAUACUGACAGAUUUUUUUGGGAAGGAGCCUCGCCGUACAAUGAAUGCUAGUGAGUGUGUUGCUAAAGGUAGUGCUCUGCAGUGUGCAAUGCUAAGCCCCACAUUUAAAGUGCGAGAAUUCCAGGUCAAUGAGAGCUUCCCUUUUCCAAUUGCUUUGUCCUGGAAAGGAGCAGUUGUAGAUGCACAAAGUGAAGGUGCAGAUAAAGAUCAAAGCACUAUUGUUUUCCCCAAGGGGAAUCCGAUACCUAGUGUGAAAAUUCUCACAUUCUACCGAUCUAGGACCUUCACAGUUGAUGUUCAAUAUGCUGAUGUCAGUGAAUUAAAGGCACCUGCUAAGAUCAGUACAUACACAAUUGGACCUUUCCAAUCAACCAACGGAGAGAGGGCUAAACUAAAGGUCAAGGCACGCCUAAAUCUACAUGGAAUUGUUUCUAUUGAGUCGGCAACACUCAUUGAAGAAGAAGAGGUCGAAGUUCCAGUUGUUAGAGAGCCUAUUAAGGAACCUACUAAGAUCAAUAACAAUGAGACUUCAGGUGAUGGAAUCUCAUCUGCAAAUGGAACUGAUGUGAAUAUACAAGAACCUAAAAGUACUGGUGAUGAUGAAAAUGGUGUUCCAGAGUCUGAAGAUAAACCUGUUCAAAUGGAAACCGAUGCUAAGGUUGAUGCACCUAAGAAAAAGGUGAAGAAAACAAAUAUUCCAAUAUCUGAGAUAAUUUAUGGAGGAAUGGCUCCUUCAGAUGUCCAGAAGGCACUAGAAAAGGAGUUUGAAAUGAUCUUACAAGAUCGUGUUAUGGAAGAAACCAAGGAAAAAAAGAAUGCAGUGGAGUCUUAUGUUUAUGACAUGAGAAAUAAGCUUUAUGACAAGUAUCAAGAAUUUGUUACUGAUAUGGAGAGAGAAGGGUUCAUUGCCAAACUGCAAGAGGUGGAGGACUGGCUGUAUGAAGAUGGGGAGGACGAGACCAAAGGAGUAUAUGUUGCCAAACUUGAAGAACUCAAGAAGCAAGGUGAUCCUAUUGAAGAGCGUCACAGGGAGCAUACAGAGAGGGGUUCAGUGAUUGACCAGCUUGCUUAUUGUGUCAAUAGCUACAGGGAGGCUGCAAUGUCAAAUGACACAAAAUUUGAUCAUAUAGAUCUAACAGAGAAACAAAAGGUUUUGAGUGAAUGCGUGGAUGCUGAAGCUUGGUUGAGAGAGAAAAAACAGCACCAGGAUGCACUCCCCAAAUAUGCAGCUCCUUCUCUCUUGUCUGCGGACGUGAAAAGGAAAGCAGAAGCUCUUGACAGGCUUUGCAGGCCAAUAAUGACGAAACCCAAACCAGCCAAGCCUUCUUCUCCUUCUCAGGGAAGUGAAGAUCCAAAUGCAGAAACCAAUCAUAGCAGUGAAGUACCAUCAUCAUCAUCAUCAUCAUCAUCUGAGCCUAUGGAGACCGACAAGCCUAACCAAUGAAAAAUGGUUCCAGUUUUUGUGUCUAUAAAUUAGUCUCUCUGCCUUUUUUUCUAUUGAAUUGAAUGAAUCUGUUCCCAUUUACUGUAAUUUUCCGAGGCUGCAUUUUUUUCAAAAACCUGUUAUUCCAAAUUUGUUUUUAAUCUGUCGGAAGAAGUAAGAAGAAACUCUGAAUUGCAACUUUGUAAGCUUUCAAGGCUUAAGCUAUUCCAAUUUAUUAUUUUUUUGAUAAGAAUUGAGGAACAUUAUUAUUCUA